Tetrahymena thermophila SB210 is the source of this 354-nucleotide messenger RNA. RefSeq lists its product as hypothetical. The transcript has a single exon. NCBI's taxonomy places the organism in Eukaryota, Ciliophora, Oligohymenophorea, Hymenostomatida, Tetrahymenidae. The record is from RefSeq and is a predicted model, not a curated record.
AUGUAUGUAUGUAUGUAUCACCAAUUUAAUUUCCACUUUUUAGAUUUUGAAAAAAAAUAUCAUUAUAUAGUUAUUUAGAAGGAAAAAAUGAAGAAAAAAUAUGAAAUAAGAUUAAUUAAUAAUUAGUAAAAUUAACUAAGAAUGAAAAAAAAAAGAUAUCAGAAUAAAAAUAAAAAGGAAAAUAAAUCAAAUAAAUUAAAAGAGCUUUAAUGUUUUAAAUUAACUUUUAUUAUUAAAAUAUUACAAUCCAAAAGAAAUAAACUGCUUUUAUUAAGUGCAAGUUAUAAUAGCAAAAAAUAAAGAAAAAAUAUAAAAUAAUAAAAUAUGAAUAAUAAAUAAUUAAUUAAAAUUUGA